Pecten maximus is the source of this 9991-nucleotide messenger RNA. RefSeq names its product ceramide kinase-like. NCBI's taxonomy places the organism in Eukaryota, Metazoa, Mollusca, Bivalvia, Pectinida, Pectinidae. The transcript is spliced from 12 exons. The record is from RefSeq and is a predicted model, not a curated record. Gene Ontology annotation, molecular function: kinase activity. The coding region runs from base 12 to 1706 and encodes 564 amino acids.
UUGGAGAUGAAAUGGCAGAAGACGACGAAAAUGCGACUUUCCAAUCCACACUAGAGAUCCAUGGCGCAGCUCACCAGGUCAAACUCACUCCGACACACAUUUUCUGGGAAAACAUCUAUAAUCGGCAACCAGCAAAAUGCCAACAGGAGGAGCCAUUAUUUCGUCAUUUUGCCCAUUGUGUUCCAGUGAAGGAGAUACUAUGUGUAAAUCCAACCUAUGGAAAGUCGUACACUGAUGACUUGAACCAAGACCAACGCAACCAUGGGUCACCGGUCUAUAUUGAAAUGCGGCCUCUCAAGCCACAGUCAUUUACUCUCAACUAUGUCAAACGGUCAUCUCGCUUCAAAUGGAAGGUGAAAACAAUCACGUUUACCAGCAAGGAAGCCUACCUCUGUCAACAAUGGGUGUUCAGAAUCAGGAAUGCCAUCGACAAACUUGGUUUGCCAAGACCAGAGAGCCUGUUGGUAUUUGUGAACCCUUUUGGAGGGAAGAGACGUGGACCAAAAAUUUAUUCUGAGAAGGUGGCACCAUUGUUUGAAAUGGCAGGCAUUCGUACAGAUGUCAUCAUUACCCAGAGACAGAACCAUGCCAGAGAUAUUCUACAGACCUACGACUUAUCCCGUGUGGAUGGUGUGAUAUGUGUGGGAGGUGACGGCAUGUUUGCUGAGUUACUUAAUGGUCUGAUAGAUCGAAAGAACAGGGAAUUGGGGCUACCGCAGUGUAAAGACCAGGUACCAGCAUCACCAGAGCUUCGUAUUGGAGUCAUCCCAGCUGGAUCAACCGAUGCCGUUGUUUACACGACCAUUGGUAUCAAUGACCCAGUGACCUCUGCUCUCCACAUCAUUGUCGGUGACAGUACAGGUUUGGAUGUAGCUGGGGUGUACUCAGCAGAACAACUGAUGCGUUACAAUGUGACCAUGUUGUCCUAUGGGUACUAUGGUGACAUGUUGAAAGACAGUGAAAAGAAUAGAUGGAUGGGACCAAAGCGAUACCAUGUAUCAGGUGUGAAGAAAUUUCUCGGCAACAAAUCUUACGAAGGUGAGGUAUCCAUACUGUUAUCACCUAAUUCAGAUACAAGCCCCCGGGACAAGACUCCGUGUGUUUCUGGAUGCAACGAAUGCCGUCUUUCUCAGAUGAGAGAAGAGGACAUGGUGCCCACCAGAAAUAUGUCAGCGGUGUCUAGUGAUGGGCCUGGUUCAGAUGGCUGGCACAGAAUCAGGGGUCGAUUUAAGGUGCUAAGCAGCUUCACCAUGAGCUGUCGUAAUGCUUUAACGCCCUAUGGAAUGGCCCCAGGGGCACAUUUGGGAGAUGGAACAACAGAUUUGAUGAUUAUAUCUGAUUGUUCAAGGGCUAAAUUCCUAAAACACUUAUUACGAUGUCAAGAUAAAAAUGCUGAUCAUUUUGACUUCGACUUUGUCCAAGUAUACCGAGUGAAAGAGUUUAGGUUCCGAAGCCUACAUGAUCAAUGUGAGGAUGUGGAGGAUGGGAAUCGGGCAGCAGGGCUGACCAGGAUCAACCAUUCCCAGGGUAAUGCUUUCAACCCUAAUAUCAGUCUAUGGAACUGUGAUGGUGAAAUCCUGGAAACAACCAACCUUCACAUAAAAGUUCAUUGUCAGUUGAUCAAGAUAUUUGCCCGUGGAAUAGAGGAGAAUGAGAUUAGUGUGCAGUGUCCAUCUUGCUGUACCUCAUGUGAGACGGACAGUUGACUGGAGAUAUCGUGAUAAAAACCUGUGUAUCUUUGUCUCAGGAAGAGGAAACAUCAUUGAUUCAUAGAAGCUUCAUUAAUGUAUUGAAGAAAAUUGAAAAUUAUUGAAAGAAUGAAGAACAGGUAUAAAAAUAAUUGCAUAUCUCCCAUUUCAGUAGUACAUAGACAAAAAAGUUCAACAAAAGUUUCUCAUUGAAAAAUCGAAAUAUAUAUAAAUAAGUUAUUUCACUGCUUCAACAAAGAUUAGAUUUUAAUGGCAAUGAAAAGGGGGACCUAUAAUUCUUCUUAUCAUUUUUACUUUUUGAUAGACAAGAAAUCUGUUGAUUUGGGAAAAAGAAUCAACAUGACUAAAUUAUCAUUGUGCUUGUCAGUUUCCAGAGUUAGAAUUCAAAUAUGGUAGGCUAUUAUACAGUAUGCAGCCACAGUUUGGUAAUUUGUCUUUUUUUCUCUGUAUAGAUAUGCAAUUGAAGUAAUACCUUAAAUGGAAUGAAAUUAACUUUAUAUUUUCUUAAAAAAAAAAAAUAUUAAACAAAUCAACAGGUUAUUUCUGGAAAGUAUGCAGGUUCAUGUUUGAUCAUGUACAGACAUAGAUACUGGGUAAUUAAGACCUGUGUUGUCUUUCAUGAUCCUUAUCAAAUUCUGUUGUUGUUUGAUGUUGUCUACAGAAGAUUUAUUGUAUUUGUAAAUACUGAGCAUACUCUAAACUCUAUUUGAUAUCAUGGAAAUUGAUGAUUUGAGUGUAUUGACAUGAUGUAUUAUACAUUAUUAAUGUGUUAACAUGUUUUGAUAUGGUGUAUUAAAACUAGAUUAUACAUCCUAGUUUAAUGUAAAAAUGUGAUACUGAGCAAUAAUAGGAAUUCAAAAUGAAAGUAACAGAUUUUUAAAGUCUCUGUUUUGAAAUAAAAGAAAAAUAAAAUCUUAUGUAAAUUUUUCUUAAUUAGGACCUUAACUGGCCUAGUGCUUACAUUUUUAUUCAAUCAUUCAUUUCAGUGUUUUUUUUUUGUUGUUUUUUUUUUUUGCUUUUGUUAUAUUUAUGUUCUGUAUCUAAUUUUGUGUAAAGGAAAGUUCAUUUUUUCAGAACUAACUUAAGUUUAAUUUUGUCAGUGUACUCAACACUCAUAAUUUAAUAUACAACCAUGCUUAAGAACAUAUUUUUCAUUCAAAAUAACAGGGUAUUUAAAAGUAAUGAGCUCUCAAGUCAAUUUUUGUUGUCUUGGAUUUCUAUUCUUAAUGGUAAAUAUAGAAAUUGAUUCAUAAAUCCAACUUUAAUCCACAUAGAUUUUUUUCCCCAUUCUACAUAUAGAGAAUUUAUUAAUGCUACUUAUUAUGAAUGUGUCAGUUUUUCUAUUAAGAACAAAACUAUUUUGAUAACUCAUCGUGGACCGGUGCCUCCGAUACUCAUUUUUAGUGAAAAGAUAUCAGUUAAACUCCACUCAUCAUCAGUGAGAGUUUGGGACCAAGAUACAGUAUAUACUAGUUCAGUCAAGUAGCUUUAAUUUGGCUAGAACAUAUACAGUAUAUACUAGUUUAGUCAAGUAGUUUUAAUUUGGCUAGAACAUAUACAGUAUAUACUAGUUCAGUCAAGUAGUUUUAAUUUGGCUAGAACAUAUAGAUUUUAUAUAUAUAUUGGAUGUUUAUGUAAUCAGAACUGGUCAGUGUUGAUCACUAUGGCCACCUACUUAAGAACACCCAUCUAGAAUUCAGAUAUCCAGAGGUAAAAUCUCGUCCUGGUUUUCACACAUUUCUGCAUCUGUUACAAGUAAAUUAAAAGGUUUGAUUUUGCUUGAAAGAAGCACCUCUAAUUUGCUUUCCUAUCAUUCAUUUAUAAUAAUACCAGUAAUGCUUUUUCCUCUUGAUAAACACUAUCUAUAAAUAUUAUAUACAAUUAAUGAACAAUUACUAUACUUAACAUGACAUGACUAAUUGACAGUACAGGUCCAGAUGACUUUAUAGGAUGUGUACUCUGUGUUGUAUGCCUUAUUAGGACUUUAGAAAUCCAUCUUACCGCUGGGAUGAUGUUGACAAGUAUGAUAUAAGUGUGAUACAAUAAUAUGAUAGAAUAUGGUUUCCAUUUAUUCUUUUAUAUUUGUUUACUCAGUAGACAGUAAAUUUUCUGUCAAUGCUGUUGUUAGACACAGGUUGAGAUAUUAAGACAGAAUUAAUAAUUAACUUCAGAGCUGUACAGAAAAAUGAAGCAGAAAUCAAAAACAAAUUAUCAACUUACAUUGUCCUGACAGCAGUCAUUUGGUGUUACUGUGGCGGGAGUAAGUUUGUUUGGACAAAGUGAUAGAGUGUUAGACUGAAGUCAGGAUGGUGCUUAAUGUAAGUAGGUAGUUAUCAAUGCUAUUGAUAACCAAAAUGUGGCAUCAUUACUGCCAUCAUUUACUGAUAAAAGAUCAGUUCAUCAAAGUUGGCAUAGGCAAGUUUAUAUGUAGUGUGUAGAAAGGUACCACAUACAUGAUGGAUAGAUUUAUUUAACACUCUAUAUGUUUUUUAUCUUUGGGUUUCAAUAUUCAACAAAACACUAAUAGCAGAAAUCAAAAACAUUUCUAAACCAAUGAAGCAAAGCGUUAAAUUUUUUAAAAUUUGUUUUAAAUGUGAACACAGUGUGUCUUAUUACUUUUGUAUGUUAAAUGUUGUUGUCACCUGUUGACCAGUUAUUUCUAGUACAAUAUCUGGUUCACUACAACUGUUAUAGUAGAUCUUGUUUCAAGGGCUUAAGCAUUUUCAAUUAAUCAAAGCAAACAAUUAUUUACACCCCAUGGAGCUUCCAUCUCCAAAAUAUCAGCAUUUCUGUAGCUUUGAAGUUUAUUUUACAACAAUUGCCUAACAAGUGAUGUAAGCUUAUACUAAUCACUUGUGUAAGUUUGAAGGGAAGGGGGUACCUGUGUACCUGGAGAAAAUCAUUUGGUUGGACAAGAUUUCUCACAUACUUCACAGGGUUAUCCGGUGGUUGCUAGGGAAAAGAUAAAUCGAUCUCACACAGGGGGGUAAAGACAGACGGCACGCCCUAUAUGACACUGCUCACAAUAACGUAACAGCAUCAUUUAACGUUGAGUAACCAAGUCGUAAAUGAUGACGUCAUCAAUUUUGAUGCACAUUCCAAGAAGGAUUGAAGAUGGCGCUAUGAAAAACUUUCAUAAAAACUUAUAUUUGCUUGCAAGUAUGUGAGAAAAAUAAUCAAAGAUAGGUCUUUUUCCAUGCACAAGGAUAUCUCAACCCUCAUGUAAGAGUUUGGCUGGCCAGCACUCGGCAAGCCCCGUGCUACCUAGCCAAACUCUUACACUUGGGGUGAGAUGUCCCUGUCCAUGGAACAGACCCAUGUUAGAUUCUAUUAAUCUUUUCACCUCUGAUUGUGGAAUCAAACCCAGUUGUCUAGGUGAAAGGUAUGUAUGUUACCACGGUGCCACCUCACCACCCAGCUUUAGUGAGCAGUGUUAGGCUUUAGAUAAUAAUCACUACGUGACAUUAAUGUUGGUGCUUCGUUACCUUUUAGUAUUAUAUCUUGCUAGUUAUCUGAGUCUAAAUCAGUUUUCUUAUAAUGUUUGAGCUUUUGUAGAAAUAAUUUGAAUACGAUAGAGUAGAUCUCGGUUAUCCUAAUCAGUUUUCUAAUAAUGAACGAGCUUUUGUAGAAAUAAUUUGCCUAUGAUGGAGUAGAUCUCGAUCAUCUUCAUCAGUUUUCUAAUAAUGUACGAGCUUUUGUAGAGAUAAUUUGACUAUGAUAGAGUAGAUUCCUGUAAUCUACUGCCACCAAUGUCCGUUAUGUCAUAGAUGUUAUGAUGGAUUUUGUAACAGAGCGACACUGUUAUAUUGAGUUUAUUAAACAAAUUCAUAAAUUUUAUUCAACACAAGCCUUUAGUGUCAUACCAAUAUACAUUUGUGUGUAUGUAUAUCAAACUAGAAAUUCAUUGUGAUAUAAACAGGAAUAUAAUAUUCUAUUAAUUACGUAAACAAGAAUUAAGUGGAAAACUUCCAGUUAAUUUGCAUAUACAAGUACAAUGUAUAUUAUUUUUUUAAGACACUUGUGUGACAUCAUUAUUUACAAUGUCACUAGUGUUAUAAAUCAGUGUCAUGCAUUGUCUAUGACAUAGGGAGUAUUACAUAUGGUAGAACAAACUAGUUAUCUCAAAUAGGAAUUAAUGAAAAUUUAGGAAACUGAAAUAAUGGUGAUAAUCAAGAUGGCAGGUAAAAUAAGGGGCAUUAUAUUAUGCAUCAAAAUGCCAUGUUUAUAUUUUUUGUGAAUAGUAAUUAGAUAUAAUGGUAAAAAUUCAACUGUCAAAUUUUAGAUAUUGAGAAAAUAUUGUCAAAGGUCAUCCUCAAGACAUUAUUGAGUCAGAGGCACAUAUGAGUUUGUUUGAGAUAAAUUUGAUUAUAAUAUUAAAAUUUGACAACUAUAUACCAACAUAUCUCUGUACCCAUAUGUUAAUGAUUGUUUGAUACUGUCAUCUGUACGCGAGUGGUGCUGAGUCUUAGUUGUAGAUUUCAAACAAAGCACAUGUGUAUUUGAGAAAUUCUCCUUUGGCUAUAAUCCUGAGGAAUUGAUGUAAUAUAUCCAAUGGAGUGGAUUUAUAGGAUAUUCAUUAUUUACAUAAGAUGUGAAGUCACAUGUUACUAGGAAAUUUGUAGAAGCUAUCCGCAUCUUGUUCCAUGAUACUGAGAAUAUCACCAUUAACACAUGACACUUUAGUAUUAUGAGAUACACCUGCAAAAUUUUCAUUGUACAUUAUGAAUCUUUUCAGUGUACAUUUAAUGUUUUCAUGGUGUUUUUUAUUUAGUGUUAAAUCUCUUUAUUUAAUAGAGAUUUUUUUUUAAAUUUUAGCAAUCUAUAUGAACUUGUGAAAUAUUAUUGUAUUACAUUCCUCAGUAACCACAAUAGCAAUGAAUGUUGAAAAGAUAUCAUAUUGGUACAGUACUAAAUGAUAAUAUGUAGACGUAGUUGAAAAAAUCUGACCAGUUAUUUGUUCUGUACUUGGUAAUUUACUGAUGGUACAGUGUCUUAGAUACAUUUAGCCUGUGAUCCGGAGAGAAAUGUAUUGACAGUAUCUACAGUAUGGUACAGUGUCUUAGAUACAUUUAGCCUGUGAUCCGGAGAGAAAUGUAUUGACAGUAUCUACGGUAUGGUACAGUGUCUUAGAUACAUUUAGCCUGUGAUCCGGAGAGAAAUGUAUUGACAGUAUCUACAGUAUGGUACAGUGUCUUAGAUACAUUUAGCCUGUGAUCCGGAGAGAAAUGUAUUGACAGUAUCUACAGUAUGGUACAGUGUCUUAGAUACAUUUAGCCUGUGAUCCGGAGAGAAAUGUAUUGACAGUAUCUACGGUAUGGUACAGUGUCUUAGAUACAUUUAGCCUGUGAUCCGGAGAGAAAUGUAUUGACAGUAUCUACGGUAUGGUACAGUGUCUUAGAUACAUUUAGCCUGUGAUCCGGAGAGAAAUGUAUUGAUAGUAUCUACAGUUAGCCAUGUUACCAGAUAUUUCAUGCUGUUUGCAUUUUAAUGUCAUAUAGCUUCAUUGCGUGAUUGUUUACAAGUAGACAAACAAUAUAUGGAAAAGAGUAAUAUAAUCUUUAUAUUGACAUGAUUAGUGUUUUUAAGUUAGAAGUUUUCUUGAUCAAUGCACGUUUGAUAACUUAAUCAAUGCAGUAGAUAUUGGAUGUUUACAUAAUGUUUAUAUGUAUCAUCAGUGUAAUUAAUGUUUUAUAUUCUGACAAUGCAAUUUACAUCUAUCAUUAUUAUCUUAAAACUAAUUAACAUAUGUAUACAAUAUCAUAUCAUUUGAAUCAGCUCUAAUGUAAGAUUUUCUUUGGAGAAAUAUUUCUUUUAGAUUCUACUUAAAUAAUGUACAGAUCUUUCGUUUGCAUAGCACAUUUUUUUCUUAUUCUAAUGGGAAAUUGGUUUUUAAGAUUCAUAUUAUUUGGAAGUGGAAUCACUUUGUUGUCUAUUUGUCAACAAACCAGUUUUAUUCACAUACUUGUUGAUCUAGUUGCUCUUUUACUCAUUAGCUGAAGCUUUAGUAUUUUAUUUGUGACAGUGGCAAACAUUCAACUAUGAAAGAAAUCCUCAACAGGAAAGCUUUCUUUUAAAAUUUUAGGUGGUUAACAUAUUUGGCCUUCUCCCUCGACUCUGGAUGAUUUCAAGUAAAAUUUUUCAGCUAAGAAGGGAGACAACUCUUGCAAAAAUGCAAGUUUUUGAAACAAACAACAAAAACUGAUAUUUUAACCAAAAGUGUUCUUGUACCAUCAUUAACUACAAUUGUAGUCAUGUAUUAUAAUAGUUUUGAAAACAAUCUAACAUACAUAUUUUUAUUAAAACUACACUAAUUUUGCUAAUGGUAAGUCUAUACAACUAGUUCUUCAAGUAAUGCUUGUUAGGGUUUGAUUUGAAUCAUUUGAUGCACAUUGUUUUUGUUUUGUUUUUAUCUUGUUGAUUUUUCUAUAGUGAUUAUUUAAAUGCAAGUUUUGUUUUGUUUGGCAGAUGGUGUCAAACCUAUUGUGUAUCUAAUGUUGAGUUUCUAGCUGUGUAUCUAUAUAUAUUGUAAUUUUUGAACUGCAGUGUAUUUUAUUAGCCAUGUACAUGAUUGUAUAUUUUGAUAGCAAUAUAAGAAGAGUUUUGUCCACUAGACGGUAUUUUUGAAAUCUGAUAAUUUUUGAUGUGUAUGUCUUCUCUAAGGUUAUAAAAAUGAUAAUUUGAUAAAAGAAAAUUAUAAAACAUUUUGUGUUUUGGAAAUACCUAGUUUACCAAUACCUUUACAUGCAAUAUCUUGGUAUUUUAGAUAAGUAUGAGUGUAAGAUCUGUAUGCUAUCAUUGUAGACGUAUGGUAUGUCAUAUUUCUAUGUACUUCUCUGAAUGUAAUGGAGGAUUAGACUUCGUAUACAUCAUCUGUAAUAUGUAUUCACAAGAUUUUAUGAAGUAAUAACAUAUAGAUUGUAACAUGUAACUUUCUGAUUUCUCCGAUUACAAGCCAAUCAAAAUACAGGUCUCUGUCAUGGCUCAGUUUCAUCAACAUCUCUUAACUUAAAAUUUUCCAUAUGAAAGCUUUGAUUGGAUGCCAGAAAAAUCUUACUCAAGACAUUUUUCUUAAAUUCUAUUAAUGUUUUUUGUUAGAAAAUCUUAAAGAAUUUCCUUAAGUUAAAAAUGUUAAUGAAACCAGACCUGGGUAGUUAAUCUGUAUUGAGAAUCUGUAAAGUAGGGUAUUACUGCAAGCAGUCCCUCAAAAGAAUUAAUUCUACAUGAACUCCACUUCAACAGCAAGAUAUAUAUACAUGUAUAUAAUAGAUUACCUCCCAAAAUAGGUUUGAUCUCAUAGCUGUUAGAUAUUCUACAAAACAUGACUAUUUAUAAUUAUUUAUUUUCAAAUGGAUGUACUGUGGAUUUCAGCUUUUUAAAGAAGUGGUUCUAUACUGUUAGUUACAACCUGAUGUCUCUCAAAGCUAUGUUGACAUUCUGUACUUAUAAAAUAUUUUGAAUAGACAGGCUUCUACAACUACUGAUCAAGCUGAAGGUCUUUUAAAAUUUUAUAUUAGAACCUUUAUAAAAUUUGAAAUUAAAAAAACAAAAAAAAAAAAACCAAUGGCAAAAGUAACAAUUACUACCCUUGGAUUUAUAUGUUGUCAAAUUUAAUGCCUUCGCACAUGGAGUGGAAGACUUAAUCAAACAAGGUACCGGUUAUAUCUUAUUUGUGUUUAGUAUUUAGUAUAAAAUAUAGGAAGUUAAGUUUGUGGUCAAUGACCAUAUGGAACGGAAAUGCAUUCCAUUGUUAAAAAAGCACAAACUCCUUACAUUAGCAUCACCUAUAUCACAUUACAGCAGUGUUUAUUAUGCCUUUACAAAAGGAAGAUGUUACAGCUGUAUAUGAUCCUGAAGUGUAGGAACUGCCACUGCUUCAUGUAUCUCUGUCUUUAUCCAGCAUUUCCGCAAUCUUGGAAUAUGUUACUGCUGUGGGGACAGAGAUCUCGGAAAUUUGUCAACAUGGUACAUAACGUGGCUUAUUUCAGUUCAUGCACAUGAUUGACACAGAUCCUCAUCCAGGGUCCGUGUAUGUGUGGGGAUCUGGGAUGCACACCUGUGGGUUCGACUGAACAUCAGUGGUCAGUUCCUCAUGGUACUGCAUGUAAGAGUGUAAAGAGGAGUAGUUAGAUGUGUUGUAUUGGCAUAGGCGAUUUAGACACUAGAACCUAAAUUGUUCCCUAGAUAUUCUAUUUAAUAUAAUCAAGGUGUAUCAAUGUGAAGUGUUCAGUGAUAAUGAACUUAAAAGUAAUGGCAUAAUUGAAUAAAACAGAGAGAGAAUUGAA